Messenger RNA from Morus notabilis, 508 nucleotides. RefSeq lists its product as uncharacterized. The coding region runs from base 188 to 508 and encodes 106 amino acids. The transcript is spliced from 3 exons. Lineage: Eukaryota; Viridiplantae; Streptophyta; Magnoliopsida; Rosales; Moraceae. The record is from RefSeq and is a predicted model, not a curated record.
AAGCUCCCGAACCAACUCCGAGCUCUCUACGCAUCCACCACCCGUCACCGGCUUCUCUCUCCUCGAUUCCCGAACCCUAACGAAGCUUUCCGAGACCUCCUUCUCGGUUCCAAUGGCAGACUCUUCUCGGACGAAAGAAAUUUGAAUUUCUAAUUUCUAAUUUCCAAUUUUCCAAAUCGAAAGAAAGAUGGCUGAAGAAUCGACGCGGUCCCCCGUCAGGCUUAUGAAUUUCGUGUCGGAGGAGCAGGCAGCAGUAGCAGUACAGUCUAUGAUUGUACACGAGCUUAAGGAAACGCCUCCUGUUCCCGUAGUCCAGGAACAGAAGGCAGCUGGGAAGAAGAAUCCUCCUGCUCGUCCCAUAGGUAUGAUCAUAAAAGUCAAGCCACAAGCAAAAAAAGCCUGCUCGUCCCAUUACCAUUCUCAUUACCAUUCCGUCACUAUAACUAAACGCACCCUGAGCGUGGAGAGGGAGCGCUGCAAUGUGCGUUUGACAAGAUUGACAAUUUAA